GAAGACCCCACACCUUCAAAAUACUCCAGUUAGACAAAUUUCGGAACAAUGUGAGAGAAGUUUGAGAGCAAAAAUAGUGGAAGUUAUUGUGUUGGAAGGCAGUUAUGUCCAUGCGAGGUACACCUAGGGGUUCUGACGAGAACCUGCAGUAUAGUGCUGCUAGUGACAGUUUUUGGGAUGUUGGAAACUUCAAGCGCACGGUCAAACGAAUAGACGAUGGUGCAAAGUUAUGUGACGAGUUUAUGAAGCUUGUCACAGAAAGAGCUGAAAUAGAAGCAAAGUACGCAUUGAAAUUGAAAGCAUGGGCCAAGAAAUGGGAAGAAUGUGUUAAAAAUGGACCGGAAUAUGGCACAAUGGAAGUUGCCAUGCGAGGCACUGUCACUGAAGCCGAGUCUAGAGCAGAGAUUCACUUGUUAUGCCGUGAUAAACUGAUGAACGACGUGCACGAAUCAAUUAAAAGGUGGAAAACAGAAAAUUACCACAAAGGAAUAUUUCAAUGGAAGGAGACCAAAGAGGCCGAUGAAGGGUUUACGAAGGCUCAAAAGCCUUGGGCAAAGCGAUUGGCUAAAGUUGAACGGUCGAAAAAGGCGUAUCACACUGCCUCGCGAAACAGCGAGCAAGCUCAAAAUUUGGAGAAUCAAGCAACUAACGACACCGAAUUGAAAACAGCUGAGAAACUGAAAAAGUUGCAGGAUGCAACAGAGAAAGCGAAACGAGAAGUGGAUAAAUGUAAAGAAAAGUACGAACUUCGCCUCGACGAAAUUACAUCGUACAACUCACAAUAUGAACGAGACAUGAUUCAAGAAUUUGAAAGAUGUCAAGAGAACGAGGACAGCCGUCUUGCGUUUUUCAGAGACACGCUAAUGAAGUAUCACAAAUGUUUGGAUAUAUCGGAUAGCCCUGAGUUUUCUGGUGUCUUUGUCAACAUGGGCCUCACAUUUCAGAAGGCAGAUGCCCAGGCAGACUUAGACUGGUGGUCACACAACCAUGGUAUGGGCAUGCCACAGAAUUGGCCAAUGUUUGAGGAGUAUAAUGAGCCACCUCCAGCAAAACGACCAUCAGUGUCACGAGGACAUGAACAAGCACCAGCGGCAUCCACUUAUACAACCACUCAAAACCAUAUUGAAGAACAAACUGAUUACCCUCAUCACAAUGAGAUAAACAACCCAUUUAACAAUUAUACAUCAAAUACAAAUGAAGACUUCAGUGAACCAUCAGCUCCAGAUGAAUGGGACAUUGAGCCACCUCCCAUUGAAGAUACAGGUGUCCCAGUCAGGGCCUUGUAUGACUUCCAAGGUGUGGAGGAUGACGAACUCAAUUUCAAAGAAGGGGACAUCCUUACACAACUUUCCUCGCAGGAUGACCAGGGCUGGUGUCAGGGAAGAUUUCAGGGUAAAAUUGGACAUUUUCCUGGGACUUAUGUGGAGCCACUGUAGGAAGAAGAAGUUAAUGAUAGCAAUGUGAUGUUCUGCUCUUCUUUAAAAGAAUUCAAUCUUAGUGUCUCUUGAUGGUCUCCCCUGCCGUUACAUGGAGCAUGGCAUUUUAAAAACAUAAGGCAAUGCCUCAAUGCUGGCUGUUAAAUUCCCAAGUACUAUCUCAGAAAAAAAUAUCUAAGCAAUAAGUUAUCACAAAAAAUGAUAAUAAUAAUAUUGAUAGUCAAUAAAAUAUGUGCAACCACAGGACAUUGUGGUUUAUUUGUGGCUCAAGGAAAUAUCAAUAUCCAUAUCCCUGCACAGACUUAAUUCUUGCAGCUGUUUUUGAACAUAUUUCAUAAAAAAGCAAAACAUGGGAUGCAAGGAGACUAACUGUGCUGUGGAAAGAUUUUGGUUUUAACCAUUCAAACUCCAGAAACUCUAGUUGGCUUUUACACUCAAGACAAAUAUGGUCUUUUUUUUUUCCUUAAUUCCUUCUCCUUAUCCAAUUUUAUUUACUAUUUAAACCUUAUAGUUAUCAGCAUCUUAUGUCUCCUCACAAUUAUCUUUUGAAUCAGUAUUACUGAAGAUUGUGAGAAUUAAGGAAAUGAUUACCAACCUAAGAGGCUUUGAUUGUUGGACAAAUUCUUCUUCUCAGCACCUGAAGAAAUGUAUAGUGAAGAGUAUGGAGAAUUUGUAUAUUGAUGUUAGGGUGUAAAGGGUUAACCUUCCUUGAGUGGGUAUUGAUAUUUUCAGAGAACACCUAUUGUGAAAAAAAUAAUGUAUACUUUGCAGAAGGUUAGGUUUUUUUCAGCGUGUAUAUUGUUGGUGAGGAGAAUCCAAUUACAAUAGAUGUAAAACUGAUUUUUGGAAAAAUUGUUCUAGUAUCUGGAUGGUCUGGGUUAUAUUAUUUCUCCUUGUCUGACAAUUCAAUAAUAUAAAGAGGAAACUUCUUACCCUGCCACCAUUAUAUAAAAAGAGGCAUACCAUUGUACUUUUUCAAGGAUGAAACAGAAUUUAGAUGUAUUGCAACAGUUAAUUGAUAAACUUAUUUAUGCAGCUUUGUUGUCAGAGUAUGAAGCAAGAAUAAUUUUUUUGAGUAGAUUUUCAUACUUGUAUAUCACAAAUGAACGAAAAAAUGGUGUUCUAAAGAAAGCCAUUAUUUACUCUAUUUGGUAGAAUAUCUGAAACCCCUUCAGCAUGUAUUUCCUCCAAACGGUACCUAAUUUGCUGCAAAUGCUGCCAUAGAAGUGAAUUUAACAAGUAGCUGGUCAGGAGAAGUUGAAUUUUGAUCAGAGUUUAGGGUUACUGAAUGUAAAGAUAUUUUGUGAAGACCAUUUAGAAUGAGGUGUAUUUCAAAUGAAAUGUCUUUAGGUCAUGUUUAUUCUCUUCUCUGCUGUCCCAGAUAAUCAUGGAAGCAGUAAAUGAUUAUUGUAAUAAAUGU
Molecule: messenger RNA, 2856 nt
Organism: Pocillopora verrucosa
Lineage: Eukaryota; Metazoa; Cnidaria; Anthozoa; Scleractinia; Pocilloporidae
Product: protein kinase C and casein kinase substrate in neurons protein 2-like
Biological process (GO): cytoskeleton organization; regulation of endocytosis; plasma membrane tubulation
Cellular component (GO): cytoplasm; plasma membrane; endosome
Molecular function (GO): phospholipid binding; protein binding
Source: RefSeq, a predicted model, not a curated record